AUGGAUAGUAUGUUUACACGAAGUGCAACUAAACAUCCAUUGUUUGGACAGUUAGUUGAUCUUCCUGAAAAUCAAAUCCCAUCAUAUGACGACGUUAUUAAGGCGUUCUAUUAUAAUCAGAAAACAGUAUUAGAAAUAAGCUUGCAAGAAAGAUAUUCAAUUUUAGCAGACAGAGUGAAAAGUGUUUAUUCAAAAGCAAGUAUUCGUACAAUAGAAGUGAAUAGCACAAUCAUUAGGAUUAGAAGACUUAUGGAUAAAGUACAUACACUUGAAAAAUAUUCAGAUGCAAAAAGAACAUCAGACACGUUCACUGAGAAAUUGAAUUUUUUUAAGCAGUUAUUUGACAUUUGUACCUGCAAAUGCUUUGAUUCGGGCAUUAGAGAUAGGAACUUAUGUACGUGCCCACUGCCAAAUAAAAUUCCAUUGAUAGAGUGGGAUUUCUGGGUUGACCAGAAAACUGUUAGAAAUAUGAUAAUUGGUGGAGUAGACAAAGAAACGACAGCAACACUGGAAAAGAGACAAAAACGCAAAUUGAUGAAAUCAGUGUGGGAUGAAGCACAGUCAAAAGAGGUUGAAUAUGAAACUGAGGAAGAUAUUGAUGAGGAUGAGCGUAACACGUCUGAAAGUAAUUAUACAUCAGAAGAAGAGACAGUAUCAGUGCAGAACAGAAACAAGUACAAGGAAUUAUGUAAAGCAGUUGAUCGAUGCAAAAUUAGCAACAGAGAUACAUGUCUAAUUGUUAAUGCUGUUUUAAAAGACCUUAGUAUGUUGUCUUCAGCAACAAUUCUUGAUCUUUCAAAGCUACGUCGACAAAGGAAUUUCUGGAGAGAUACUCUGGUUGAAGAACAUAUGCAGAGCAAUAAGGAAUUGUGCUGUAUAGGCUUUGAUGGAAAACAAGACGUUACAUUAGUUGAGAGUUUUGGUUGUAGAAGAAGUAAAAAAGAACACUAUACUAUUGUCUCGUAUCCAGGAAACAUAUACAUCGAUCAUGUAGUUCCUGAAAGUAGUAAAGCUGCUGAUAUAACAAAAAAGUUAAUGUCAGUUAUUAUAGAGACAAACUCCGUAGAAAGCAUUCAAGGUGUUGUGUGUGAUGGCACAAAUAAUAAUACAGGUAAAAGCAACGGAAUCAUAAGAAAAUUGGAAGAGAACUUAGGUAGACCAUUACAGUGGUUGGUAUGCCUUCUACACUGUAACGAGCUGCCAUUUAGAAGGUUUUUGGCAGGCGUGGAUUUUGCUCGAAUUACAGGACCUUCCACAUCGACAGGUACAAUUAGCUCAGCUCUAGAAUAUGAUCCGAAUGAAUUGCCUGUCGUUAAUUAUUUGCCAAUUACUGGUAAGGUGACUGAUUGUGAUAAAGCUGUCAAGAAGGAUCUUAGCACAGACCAACUGUACUUUUUGAAAGCAUGUCUAGCAGUACAGCGUGGACGUCAGGCUUCUACAGAUAUUGAUUUCCUCAAGAAGAGUUUACUUGGAAAUAUAAGUCAUGCUCGAUGGUUGACGAAAGCCAACAGGAUUUUGCGUCUCUACAUGUCUAGAGAAGUGGCAUCUGAACCUCUCAGAAGAUUGUUUCAGGAACUUGAUGCAUUAGAUCAGGCUGUGGUUUGUCCUGUUCUCGAAAAUAACUGCUACUUUGCGCAUGCUGAAAACAUUUUCUUAGCUGCAGUUAGUGAUAGUGAUAUGGAAAUUCGUCGUUUUUCAGUAGAACAAAUAAUAAGAGCAAGAGAGAAGCAGACUAAUAGUAACAUACCGGUUCGCGUCUUUGAUAAGAAGGAUAUAACAUUAAAUCUGGCUGCAACAUCGUUCAUUAACAUGAUUGACUGGGACCAGAGUAAUGUUACGUCUCCUCCGAUGCUAUCACACCUUUCAAAUGAUCAACUUACUUACACACAUCCAAUACUACUGCCCGAUGUUCCAUGUCAUUCACAGGCAGUAGAGAGAACAAUUAAAGACGUUAGCGCUGCUAGCUGUAAAGUUUAUGGGAGAAAGUCCCGUCAUGGCAUGGUGUUACAGAGUAAGAAAUCCAGAUUAGAGAUACCAAAAAUAGACAGCAAGAAAGAUUUUAUUAACAGUUAG
Messenger RNA from Helobdella robusta, 2073 nucleotides. RefSeq lists its product as hypothetical. Bases 1 to 2073 code for a protein of 690 amino acids. The transcript has 2 exons. The record is from RefSeq and is a predicted model, not a curated record. NCBI's taxonomy places the organism in Eukaryota, Metazoa, Annelida, Clitellata, Rhynchobdellida, Glossiphoniidae.